AUGUUACUCGAAUAUCCAGUUUACGCUGAGCUCCUGGACCUUGCCGGUAUUUUCUACAUGGGUCACAUGACCGUUCCUCUUGAACGAUUUGAACAAGGAGUCCUGAAGACCGACUACUUGGAGGGCGUUAGAAAAUUCUACUGUGUCGGCCAGUAUGAUGGCAAAUUCACGGUGGCUUCUGCUGCGAGAGCGUGGAACUUCACUCAAGCAGUUCCAGACAGCUGGUUCGGGAUCACUUUUGGCGGACGGCACAGACAUUUUGGCGAGGGAAUGAACUUUGUGAUGGACGAUAUUGAGAUUUUUGAAACGUCGAAUACUGAAUCAACCGUUCAUGGAAAAUUGAGAGAGUAUUUUAUGUUUUUCCUGUUCAACUUGCAAGAUCGACUGGAACUCGAGCAGAGCUACUUUGAUGCUGAAAUUCGACCUAUCAUGAAUGAGCUGGCGAUGGAACGAAGAUUUACAACUCUCGAAGGCGAUCUAGAUAACCCAGAUCAAUCUCAAAUCGAAGUUCCGCUCAAUCCUCAAAUACAAAAAAUGUUUUGCGAGGAUGCGAUUGAAUCCAUUCCUGGACGAUCUUGUGUUGUUGAGCACGAGUGGCGACCAGAGUAUGGAGUAGGUGAUGGAGAAGGAAGUGAUUACGAAGACAUCGCAAAUUCAAAACCAAAAGUCAGAUAUGAUGAGCAAAAUGAUGCAAUGAUCAUCGAAUCUUACAGUCACGAUUACCAUCAACCGCACCCUGGUUACACCUUCCCUCCACCAGGAACCCUCGGAAACGCUUCGAGCAUCGACCUCGUCUUCAAAUUCAAAAACCGAAAGUUCAUCGCCCGCGCUGCCGGCAUCUCCGACUGGGAGUCCGUCCCUGAAGAUACCUGCGACGAAAUCAUUCAACUCUUCGAAGCUCAAGCGCUCCAGACUUUGGCUGAAUCGAAAAAUGGCGCUCAACACUUGGAAAAAUACGCACAAUAUGGAUGCCAGCACAAGCUUGUUCCUGAACGAGAUACAUUCGGGAUCUUCUGGCUGAACUCUCCGAUGAAAUACGAGUACAAGGAUGGAAAACUCGAAAUGGAACCGAAUCGGUUUUAUACCGACGAAACAAAUACUCCCGAAGAAAAUCUUGAUCGACUUGGAGGUAUGCUCUACUGUCGGGUAGUUGGGCCGGCUAGAUUUAUCGAAUGGAUUCUUGUCGACAGCUUCAGAAGACGAAAUUUGAGACUUUGUUGA
Messenger RNA from Oikopleura dioica, 1221 nucleotides. The record is from the annotation of a GenBank genome assembly. Lineage: Eukaryota; Metazoa; Chordata; Appendicularia; Copelata; Oikopleuridae.